This is a messenger RNA of Megalobrama amblycephala (Wuchang bream), 4162 nucleotides long. RefSeq names its product family with sequence similarity 189 member A1 (gene entrep2). The coding region runs from base 1375 to 3657 and encodes 760 amino acids. NCBI's taxonomy places the organism in Eukaryota, Metazoa, Chordata, Actinopteri, Cypriniformes, Xenocyprididae. The record is from RefSeq and is a predicted model, not a curated record. Gene Ontology annotation, cellular component: membrane. The transcript has 12 exons.
GAUUGGUUGAUCGGCGUUUCAAGCAUACUAACAGCGUUGGGUCGUUUCGGCGCUUGUCACUUCUCUUCUCAAGUGUUAAUUGAGAUUUACACGAAUAGGUCAGCGAAGAGCUGUUUAGGCGUUUUUAUCUCACAGCGUUUUAUCUACGCAGAGUAAAGUGAAAUUGUCCACCGCGAGGACCCCGUUUUGGAAUACUGAAUCAGAUCGUUGGCUCAUGAACGGGUUUCUCUCGCUGUCCAGAGCAGAGAGAAAUGGAAACCCCGGAAUGGAACUCCAGAAGAAUCAAUAUAGAACGCCUUGAUCUGGGAGGGAAAAAUCUCUGCCGCUCCGCUUUCAAAAUUCACAGACGUGGUUCCAGUCCUGCUUUGCUUUCAGUCUGCGCGUUUCUCGGUGGCGCGUGAAGCUUGAUGUUUUGACUUCUUAUUAGUUAAUAAAUAUACAAACUAAAUUAUCCUAUUUUGGCCUGAAACCUACUGUAAGUUACCGGAUACGAAGUACUUGUUUAUUUAACUUGUAUAACACAAUGGUGCAGUAGUACUGAUGCUGCUAAUGGUACAGCAGCACUCUUUUUCCAGUGUCAUUUCUUAAAUGGCAUAUUAACCGUACGCAAAGGCUCAGUCUUAAAGCGAGUUUAAUGAAAAGUAACAAUAUGAAUAAUAAGUAAGAUUAAGUAGGCUCAUUAUAUCAUUCAUUCACGGACUCUGGCUUUUAUGGCUCCACAAACGAGUUCGCAUCCAUCCAUCUGAAUCUACAUAUGGCGGAGCGUCAGUUCAUCAUCUCUACCACAAGCACCUGCUCACACAUCCAACUGACCGACUACUAGCGCGAGGCUGGGGCUGCGGCUGUCCUCAGAGAUCGAGCGAACAUUUUCACACGGGAGUCGGACGCUGGAAACGCGUCGUGGAACCUCAGACCGCGUCAUACGCCGCAGCCCGUACAUACGCGCGAUAGAUGUGAAGUUCGUUCCUUUGAACACGAGCGCUGUUAUUUAGACGUCGUGCUCCGUUCAGAGCCGUGAGAGGUUUCAUUAACGGACUGUCACGGCUGAACGGAUUUGAUGGAUCACCUAUCCCGUGCAUUUCCUCGAAGCGGGCGACCAUACAGCGCGCGCUUUGUCUUAUUGAAAUGAUUCUUGGAUAACGCUCGGUAAAACACCUGCUUGAAAACCGCGCACUUAUCCUCAGCACAGUGAGAGCAGGACAUCGUGAGGUUCCUCGAGUAACAGGAUGAUGGUCUGCGCGUCUUGGCAACACGCUAUGCAUUCAUCUUUACUUUGUGGAUGUCGGAGCGACUAAACCCAGAGGUGUCCUGUGAACCCGAAGCCCGCUGAUUUAACCCAAGUUUUGGUUGCAUUUAAACUGUUUAGUCGUGACCAUGCCGGUCAGUGCAAUGCCGAGGGGUCGCUCUCUGAGCCCGGUAUCUCUGUCCCGCAGUCUCUCCCGGCUGAGGGAGUUUCGAACCCGGACUCGCAUCAUGCUUUCUCUGGGAGUUUCACAGAUGGUGCUCGGGAGUCUCAUUUUGGCUGUCAGUUUCGCCGCUUUGGCCCUUACUACAUCUCCGAGGGUGAGACAUUCGUGUCCCUUUUGGGCUGGAUUCUCGGUUCUUUUGUCUGGACUGAUUGGAGUGGUGUCAUGGAAAAGGCCCCUUUCUUUGGUGAUAACUUUCUUCAUGCUGUUGUCUGCUGUGUGUGUGAUGCUGAACCUCGCAGGAGCCAUCCUUUCCUGUCAGAAUGCCCAGUUGGUCAACUCUCUGGAGGACUGUCAGCUGAUCAAAUUUGACAGUGAUGGUGUGUGUGUCUGCUGUGAGCUCGAGCACAUGAAAUCCACCUGUAAUAAUCUUGGAGAUACGCUUAAACUCAACCCGCUGAGGGACUGCAACACCAUACGUCUCCGACUGAAGGAGCUGCUUUUCAGCGUGUGUGCACUGAAUGUUAUCUCCACCAUUGUGUGCGCUCUGGCCACUGCCGUGUGCUGUAUGCAAAUGGUUUCUACUGAUUUACUACAGAUGUUCAUGCCACACAGAGCACGUGCCUUGAGCGCCGACUGUAUGACCCCUCACGGUACCAUCUUACACCAGACGCUGGAUUUCGACGAGUUCAUCCCACCCAUCCCUCCUCCUCCCUACUACCCCCCAGAGUACACCUGCACACCUAUAAUGGAGGGCCAGAGAGGGUUGCAUCUGGACUUUCCACACUCUCCCUUCAGUGCUAUUUAUGGGGUGCCUAUUAACAGCCCUGGGGCUCUAUAUCCAUCUGAGCUGCCACCACCCUAUGAAUCUGUUGUAGGACAGACACCUGCCAGCCAGAUCACCACCAGUCUUGAGCAACAGGUCACUGAGUCCAGUCUGUGUGAAAGGAACACCACAGCUGGCCUUAGCACUCAGGCCUCUGUUGAUAGUGCUUCCCUUAUGGUGUCCGAGACUGCAGACAUCCCUGAUCACAGUUGUUCCUCUGAAGACCUGUGUUCUUUAGAGGUACAGGGCUCUGAUUACUCUCCGUAUGGCACUUUGCGCAUCGUACCUACUGACGGCAGUUGCACAAGCCUGGAACACAGCACCCACUCUUCCCUGAGGCGGCAGACCCCUGCUCGACUGGACCGCAGCGAGUCCUCUGUCACGCAGGAUUCAAAGCCCCACUCUCCACAGUUGUCACCCGAUGCUGUUAACGUACCCGAGAAGGAGGAGAUUACAGGCGUUAAACCCAUGUCUCGCACACAGCACAGAGAACGAACCAAUAAGAAGCUUACCCUUCUUUUCCCUCCAAGCACUGCAUCCCAAUGUGCUUCCAACUCAGCAGUGACCUCCACUGCCGGGGCAUCUUCUGCUCUGACCCCCUCCACCUGCACCUCCCCGUCACCCACCGCUCAGCUGCGGGGAUCCCGGCUAUGCUUCAGCGUCUGGUCCCCAUCAUCCUCUUCCUCACAGCCCCAUGCUACCUCUGCCCUCAGCAACUCCAGUCAACGUGAGCGGCCCCGUACACUCCGUGCCACCAAAGGGUAUCGGAAGCUGGCAAGGAUUGUGCGUUCCACUAGUGAACCCAUAUCCUGUACUUCCAUAUCUAGAAGUGACCGUUGUGCUCCUGCUUCUAACCAUCCACCUGACGACUCCCCACAGACUCCUUGUGAACAAGCAUGCAUGGAGCUCUCUGAAAGCACCCAACCACCUUCUGCCAAACACAGCAGCCAAGGGGGCAAGAAGCAGAAGGACAGUGGAAAGGUGGACAUCCAACUCAAACCUCACAUCCCUCACUCAAUGUCUACAGAACGGCCGCAAUCUCUCGCAGACCUCAAAACUUACAAAGACACCAAAGUGCUGGUGGCCAAGUUUCUGGAGCACUCGAGCUGCAGUCUACCUCCAGAGGUCCAGCAGGUGGUCAACAGCAUUAAAUGUGUUAUUAAAUCUGAUGAGAAACACAUGGAGGAGGCCAUAUUCAGUGCCAAUAUCAUUGAUCAGUUGAUGACACAGUCACAGAAGAUCACGAGGAAGCACGCUCACGAAGAUCUGCAUUUACAGAGCUGCGGAGCUUUGAGUUCCCCAUCCUCAUCUUCGCGCCGUCCACCCAGAGGAUCCAGUCAGACAGAUGUGCCUGCCACCCUGGGUCAUCAAUCUCCAUGCCAGCCUCAAAGUCUCAUUAGUGUAUGCAGAGAAACUACACUUUGACCCUCUGGAAUAAAAACUCCCUUUUCCUCAUAAACCUCUGAAUAUGUGCCAAGGCCGAGUCCUAACUUUCAUCAGCAGAAAACUGUAGCUCUUGAAAAACAAAAACAAACAGCGAGUUAACAUGGAGUUGACACUCCCUCAUAAUAAAGAUACUCAAAAAACACCUGCAGGGGUGCAUAUUUUUAUUUCAUUGUCAGAAAAAAAUUAAAUAUUUGUUGAAGUGUUGAAUUUGCUACUGUGAUAAAUAGGAGAGUGGGUCUGUAACGGACUGUAGAAGAUGACAUGGAUUUACCUCUUCACUAAACUUUUUUUUUUUUUUUUAAAUGAGAAUUAACAUUGAAAUGCACAGCUUCUGCAAACAUUUUGUGAAAUAUUGGACAUACUGUACUUGGUCAUUAUGUGCCACUGCAGGACAGAGACCUUUAUGAAGCUGGAUUAUUCAACUUACCUCAGUGUGUAAUUAUUAUUUUCAGUGUUGCAAAAUAAAAAAAUGUGUCUGUUUGUA